AUGCAAGUCGAAAGUAUGAAGGCCGAAUUGAUGGGAGCCCCGCUGAGGGAAGACCCGUACGACAUCAAGACGCCCAUUUCAGACGGCACGACCAUCAUAGGAAUCAUUUAUGAGCAUGGAGUCAUGCUGGCGUGUGACACCAGGACGUCCUCCGGAACACUCGUCAGCAACAAGUGCUCCAGAAAGAUAAACAGGAUUAACGAAAAUAUUUAUGCCUGUCGUAGUGGAGCUUCUGCACACAGUCAGAAGUGUGAAAAUAGAAAGAAAGGAAGGUUUCACGAGGACGAAGUCAUCACGGAUGACUUUGCGAAUGAGGAAGACAUCGACCUCAGUGCAAUUAACAACCCAUUCGGUUUAGCACAGAACGAGGAUCCCAAUUAUGUUACAAAGCAUAAAUACUUUUACGAAGAUAAAUUUAUGGACUUCAAUCCGUUAGUUGAAAAUGUUGCACACAUGACGAAGAAGCUACUGUAUGCGAACAACAAUUUUCUUUCUUGUGGCCUUAUCCUGGGAGGAUACGAUAAAGAAAAGAAGCAGCAACUGUAUUCGGUUAACCUAAACGGAAGCAUCGUCCAACGGUUCGACUACGCCGUUAGCGGUAGUGGCAGUGUGUACAUACAGUCCUACCUGCAGGACAAGUACAAGAAAAAUAUGAGCAAAAAGGAGUGCUUUGAAUUAAUCCUGGGCUGCGUCAAGUACGCCAUGUACAACGACAACAGUAGUGGGGGCAUCGUGCGGAUCGUCAACAUGACCAAGCUCUUCGUGGAGGAGUUCACCGUCACGAACACGCAUCUGCACUUUGAUUACUAG
Molecule: messenger RNA, 810 nt
Organism: Plasmodium cynomolgi strain B
Lineage: Eukaryota; Apicomplexa; Aconoidasida; Haemosporida; Plasmodiidae
Product: proteasome precursor
Exons: 2
Coding region: 1-810 (269 amino acids)
Cellular component (GO): proteasome core complex
Source: RefSeq, a predicted model, not a curated record